CGUUAAUUUUCGUGUACGGAAUUUUACGUCACAAUUUCGAAUGUAAAUAGAAAUGUGACGAUUCUGUGACGGACAUGUGAAAUUUCAAAUAAAAUAAAUACGAAAAUGUUUACAUGGAACUGAUGGUCCUAAACAGUGCACGCGAGUGGAAAAUUGAUAUUCAAGCUGCCGUCCUUGUCGUCGUGGGACUGGAAGGGAGAACUAACGAAACACUGAGAGCCAAAAUCUAAGACGCUUUUGCAAAAUUUGGAUGGGGUUGAACUUCGUGGGAUCUCGAACAACCUCGAAAUGCGUUGCAACUAUGUCUGCUUGAGAGGGAUGGAAGCUUCAUUUCGCCCGUGAAAACUUUAAGGAACAAUUAUUAACUUUAGGCAUCUAAAACUUCGGCUCCGUUUAGUGUAUUCCUAUGUUGCGCGAUUUUUUACUUUCGCCGCUCGCGUCGUCUCCGGAAACCGCCGCGGUUUUUCAUUAAAACUUCCGCCGUUAUCGCGAAAACAAAUUUAAAUUCAAAUUAAUACCGAGCAAUAUUUCUUUCUUUUUUCCGGCAUGUUUCCCACUUAACGAAGAUGGGCAUGAAAAGCAGAGGUGUACUGAGGCUUUUUGUUCUUAUUUUUGGGAUGAUCGGUUUUCGUGUGCCUUCGUGUGUCGCGGAUAAUGGUUUUAUGAAAAACGCGAAAAUCAGUACGAGGAUCGUCCAGACGCGGUACGGCAGACUGCAAGGGUUGUUGCUUCCCCUGGAUUCGCAUCGAUACCUAAAACCUAUAGAGGUGUUCCUGGGGGUGCCAUACGCAACGCCGCCGGUCCAGUCGAAUCGUUUCAGUCCCACCAGGACUCCUUCCCCUUGGGACGGCGUUCGAGUUUCGGAUAAAAUGGGGCCCGUCUGCCCCCAAAAGCUGCCCGACAUUUCGAACGAAACCGCCGCUCUAGAGAGAAUGCCCCGGGGACGUUUAGAAUACCUGAAAAGGUUGUUGCCCUAUUUAAGGAAUCAAAGUGAAGACUGCCUCUAUUUGAAUAUUUAUUCACCCGCUCAAGUUUCAGGUGAAGUUCGCCAUCCUGUGAUAGUCUAUGUACAUGGCGAAUCAUUUGAAUGGAACUCCGGGAAUCCGUACGAUGGAAGCGUUUUGGCAUCCUACGCAGAUCUAGUUGUAGUUACAUUAAACUAUAGGUUAGGUAUACUAGGUUUUUUAAAUGCCAAUCCGGCCCCUCACCUCAAGGCCCGCGUUGCAAACUACGGCUUGAUGGACCAAAUAGCAGCCCUCCAUUGGAUACAACAAAAUAUAGCCUUAUUUGGAGGUGACGCUAACAACGUCACCCUGGUGGGUCAUGGUUCCGGUGCCGCUUGUAUCAAUUUCCUUAUGAUCUCACCGACUGUGAUGCCGGGUCUAUUUCACAGGGCGAUACUUUUAUCAGGGUCCGCAUUAUCGUCUUGGGCAUUGGUUGAAGACCCAGUAAAUUAUGCCGUAAAGUUGGCAAAAGAAGUAAACUGCACGAUUCCCGAUGACGUUGGAAAAGAUCAUGAGCAAAUAGUCGACUGCCUUAGGGAGACGUCAUUGGAAGAACUCCUGCAGGCUGACGUGAUACCACCUGCCUAUUUAAGCGCUUUCGGUCCAAGCGUCGAUGGUGUUGUAAUAAAAGCGGAUUUUGCUAAAGAGCUAGUGACGUACUUCAAGCCACAAGACCUUCAAAGUUUUGUCGGUCCAGUGAACGCCAACAUGAAACGGAGCGAAGCUACAUUGGUACCUAGGGGAAGUAAUCCCUACGAUCUGCUCUUCGGAGUAGUCACAAGCGAAGCUUUGUGGAGAUUUUCAUCGAACGAUAUCCAGGCGGGUUUCGAAGGUGAACGCAGGGACAAAAUUAUAAGAACUUACGUGAGAAACGCGUAUACGUAUCAUUUGAGUGAGAUUUUUUUUACGGUGGUUAACGAGUAUACGGAUUGGGAACGAACCGUGCAGCAUCCAAUAAAUACUCGAGACGCGUGUGUUUCGGCUCUUAGUGAUGCGCAAUUUGUAGCGCCGUUAGUGCAAACUGGUGACUUGUUGAGUGCAAAACCUUCGCAGCCCGGACAGGAACCUGCGGGACCGAAAACUUUCUUUUAUGUGUUUGAUUACCAAACUAAAGAUGGGGAUUAUCCUCAGAGAAUGGGUACCGUCCAUGGAGAAGAGUUGCCAUACAUAUUCGGAGCACCUCUCGUCGAGGGAUUCAAUCAUUUUCCAAAAAACUACACUAGAUCUGAACUGGCACUGUCCGAAGCAUUCAUUAUCUACUUGGCAAAUUUUGCUAAAACUGGUAAUCCAAACGAGCAUCACAAGCAGGAGCCCGUCCUUGCUGCCUCCAGAGAGCGAAAUAGGUUUCGGUCGAUAGUGUGGGAUGAAUACGACGCAGUUCAUCAAAAAUAUUUAGAAAUAGGUAUGAAGCCGCGCAUGAAAAACCACUUUCGUGCACACCAACUCAGCGUUUGGUUGCGUCUUAUUCCUGAACUUCAUCGUGCCGGCAUGGAAGACGUGGUAGCUAGACACAAUCUCUUCAGAAAUCACAACAACGCUGAUCUCUAUGACGGUCCAGUACGGCCGGACCCAUUAUCGAGAGUUAGUUACUACGAUCCGACCAUGGAACUCGUUAGAAAACGUCCAAAUUCUACGAUAAACACUCUAGAAACACCCACAACUAUGGACACGAUUGUUACCACUUGUGUUAAUGUAGUUUCCUCCGGUAACUACAAUCCCCAAAUUUUCCAAAAUCAAAACAACCAAACCGACACGCUCGCUUCAUUGGAGGCUGCCGGAUACGCGGCCUACAGCACUGCCUUGAGCGUUACUAUAGCUAUAGGGUGUUCUUUGUUGAUCCUAAACGUGUUAAUUUUCGCCGGAGUAUAUUACCAGCGCGACAAGACCAGGAUGGAAGUGAAAAAUUUGCAGCAACAGCAAAACAGAAAUCAAGCCACUUUCGAGACCAUUUCCAAGCAUCAACAUUAUCAUAUCGGGCAUUCGCAGAGUUCAAACGUUAUAGUGGACGUUGAACAAGACACUUCGGCAAUGAUUUUAGCGGCCAAUGCACACCAAGACCUCCAUGCCAUGAACAAAGUCCAGCAGCAUUUGUGUCCUAGUAAUAUUUCCAAUACUUUAAAGGCGCCUCCCCCAAGUCCCAACGUUAUGCAAAAUUGCAUGACGUUGCCCAAAAAUUCAUCGAUGCAAAAUUACUACAGUCAGGGUUGCAUGACGCUUCCAAAAAACGCAUCGCUAAUGAACAACACAGCCUGUGUGAUUGCAGAAAUGAAACAGCAGAUGACGCAGCCUCCAAAUGGAAAUGCGGUAUUGCCCUUGGCUGUCCCGAAACCUCCGCCCCCUCCCCGCACCAAGAGUCCAGAAAGUCAGCCGUUGCUGAUUCCGGCGCAAAAUAGUGGCGCCAAAGGUAAUAUAAGACUGCCCCAAGCAGCAAUGAGUGAGAUGCGCGUGUGAUAGUGUUGUUGCACAGUGACGGAUUUGGAAUGUUGCACCGUUGUACGCGAAACACGGUAACGUGUCAGUGGUUCGUCGAAUAUACCACUGAAAAUUAUCAUUUUAAAGUAAUUUUUUGAUUCCAUGUAAGUGUAUAUAGCAAAUCUCCGACUUCAACUUCUAUUUUAUAUAACUAAAUUAAUUUGGGAUUAUACGAUUUAUUGCUGUUGAAACUCGAUACAUUCUUUUGGGAUUUUUUGCCCGUAUUGCGGCAAAAUGUAAAUUUAAGUUUUAAACAGCUAUGCCGAAACCACCAAAUAUUUUGAGCGAACAUCGUAACCACAUAUCGGCUAUUUUACUUAAGAAAGUGAUGGAGGUAUAUUCUUAAUAAAACAAAUCAUACAAUAUAUGCAGGGUAUUUCAGAAUAGGCUGCUGGCCCUAAAGCGAGCGAUCGAAGCAGAGAAGUUCAAAUAAACCUACUUAACCAACUUUUACUACUACUACGACUACUGAAACAACUUCUAACAUAUUUUUAUAGUAUUUAUUAUAACACAAAUUUCAUAUUUAAAUCCUUAUAUCACAGAUCACAGACUCUGUGAGAAAUUUCCAAUAAGGAAAAAAUACGAGUUUUUUUUUAGACACUUUAACAUUAAAAAUUUUAAAGCGGAAAUUGACUAUUGACGUUAAGACGGCGAGUGCUAAAUUUAUAGAAAAUAUUUAGAAAUUUAUUAAAGUUUUGCUAAAAUAGUGUCAUUGUUAAAAAUUUAAGGCCCUAAAAUUCAAGAGUUUAAGUUUAAAUAGACCUAAUUGAACUGUUCAAUAUUAUCAAUAGGAUCAAUAUUAUCUUCUUAUCCUGAAACACCCUGUAUAAUUAGAUAACCGAUAAAUUUGGUUGAAUUUUCGUGGAAAUUAUUUUUCUGUUAUACCAGCGAAAAAUUUACUUUCUAUUUUUCAAGUUGGUUUUUCCAGUUUAAGUUUUAACACAAAUUUCCCAUUUUUUCCCAUUUUAUCAAAAGGUCUUUAUCCGAAUUUUUAGCAAAAGUCUCCAAACCAAAAUUUUUACUGUUUCGAUUACUACUCUACCAAAAAUCAGUAGGUCUAGAGAGAAAAUCGUUUGAUAUGCUUCUGUCCUAUUUUACAGUUCCAACAACCCGAUUCUGAUUCCAGUUUAUUCGUUUCUCUGUUUUAGCAACUUUGCAGAUUUUUAGCAUUUUAAUUAAGUGGGUUUACAAAAAUUAACUUUUCCGUAUUUUUACGUGUUCUUUUUUGUUAUUUUGCAUGUCACAAUUUAUUGGCAAAAUUUAACUAUGGUGUUCACCGGUCCAAAUUAGAAUGAAUUUUUGAUACAUUUUUAUUCGUUAUCAUCAAAGCAAACAGCCAAGUUAGUGUUUAUAAAUUUAAUUUGUAGGAAUAAUUAGAAACAGGAGCACCUCAUCUGAAGUUUCUCUAUCGGCCAGCGUACACAUGCAAUGAUUAGAAAGGAAAUUGACUUUUAAACAGUGACGAUCUUCUCUUAAAAAUGUAUUCGACUAAAAAUGCAGUAUUUAAUAAAUUAUUCUCUUAAAUCUUUACUAGAGAUAUUCAACCAUGAAACAAAGUCCAGUCCUUGUUUCGGAAGCGAUGCAAAAUUAUCAUCAGAACCAUUCCUUCUAAUUUUUGUAUCAAAUGUUUUAAAUUUGUAAUAAUAAUAAUACAGUUGUUUUUAAAUGCAUUGUUGAGUCCUGUUAUCGUAAUUAAUAAAUUUUAUGAGGACAAAAAGUGGUUGAAUUGUUGCUUUACCUUCAUUUCAAAUAUACCCUAAUCGGCUUUUCAACAAAUGUUUGUUUUGGUGUAAUAAAAAAUCAUUUCUUCCGAAAGAAUCCUUUUUAUAGAUAAAUCUAUCGAAAUUUGGGUUAUUAAUAUAAUACUAAUAAUAAAAAAUGUUUUUGCUAUUCGGCGUCUCAGCUAAAGAACUGAAAUUCAGUUGAACCGGAAAUGAACAUGUUUCAACAGCGGUUAACCUAUAUUGAGUCUUCCAAAAUUCAAAUAUCUCUCCUUAUGUCACUUCCAACCUAUUGGUGUAAUGAUCCGCAAUAACCAAAACGGCCCAUAUCGUGGUAUUUUUGAAGUGGAGGUAUCGAUUAAAAUAAUUUGUUUUUAACCGCAAUUAGUGUUUAUGUUUUGUUAUAUGCAUUUUUGUUCUUAAAUGAAUUCCUGAAUGGAUUCUAUCCCGCGGAGUAUUUUGUAUUAUUUUGCCGUAAUAUUUUCAACAUAAACUACAUCCCAUAAUUUUUGCGUAUUAGAUCUAGGAAGGAAAAGCCCGUUCUUACUUGCCUUUCUACUAACCUUCUGAUUCUACAUUGACUGGAACUCCUGAAUCUAGCGGUGCUACCCCCCUAUGUAAUUAUCUCACAUAAUUCGGUUACUGUAAUUCGUUUUGUUUCCCUCUUUAUUCCGCUAAAAUCGGAAUUGUAUAGAAACUUUUAUACUGCUUUAAGUGAACACGUAACGGUGUGCCAAAAACUUUGACGCGGUUCAGCAUUUGUUUCAGGCACGUGGACAAUCUUGUGUAUAAAGCGAAUGCAAAAUGUGUGCUAUUUCAAAUUUCAACGAAAAAUGAAUAAGAAUUUAUUAAUAGUAAAACUAUAUCUAUGUAAUUUAAAGCAGCGAUUAUUAGAAAAUUGUACAUAACACAAAGUUUUUUCGGUGAAUUUUGGUACACGUUUUGUGUGUCUGACAUGCAGGGCGAUGUCACGAAAUUCUGUAUGAGUUUUGUAUAUCGAACAGUGUAUUAUAAAUUAAU
Messenger RNA from Cylas formicarius (sweet potato weevil), 6217 nucleotides. Its product is annotated as neuroligin-4, Y-linked-like. Bases 567 to 3455 code for a protein of 962 amino acids. Gene Ontology annotation, cellular component: cell surface; synapse; postsynaptic membrane. Gene Ontology annotation, molecular function: signaling receptor activity; neurexin family protein binding. The transcript is spliced from 11 exons. The record is from RefSeq and is a predicted model, not a curated record. Gene Ontology annotation, biological process: presynaptic membrane assembly; chemical synaptic transmission; postsynaptic membrane assembly. NCBI's taxonomy places the organism in Eukaryota, Metazoa, Arthropoda, Insecta, Coleoptera, Brentidae.